Fomitiporia mediterranea MF3/22 is the source of this 807-nucleotide messenger RNA. RefSeq names its product dienelactone hydrolase endo-1,3,1,4-beta-D-glucanase. The record is from RefSeq and is a predicted model, not a curated record. NCBI's taxonomy places the organism in Eukaryota, Fungi, Basidiomycota, Agaricomycetes, Hymenochaetales, Hymenochaetaceae. The transcript has 7 exons. Gene Ontology annotation, molecular function: hydrolase activity. Bases 1 to 807 code for a protein of 268 amino acids.
AUGAGUGUCAAGUUUUGUGAGCAUUGUAAGGCAGGCGACGUCCUUCCAGGAGAGCCAAAGGGCGAGAUAAAGGAUGGAGCGUACUUUAUUGCGGGUUCUGACAGCACUGCCAACACGAAGGCCAUUGUACUUCUGACAGAUGUAUUUGGCUUGCCCUUGGUUAAUAGCAAGAUCAUUGCUGACCAGCUUGCUGAGAACGUUGGAUGUGACGUCUGGGUACCAGACCAAUUCAAUGGUAACCCACCAUUUGGGCUGAACGAUUUGGACGGGGCCAUACCUCAGAGGCCAGGAGAAAAGAUCCCAUUCCUGGCUAAGCUCAGUCUCAUCUGGACCAUUAUCAAAGGUUUGCCAAGCCUUAUCAGUUCACGUCCCUCGGUUGUCGAUGGACGUAUUCAUACAUUCAUCAAGAAAAUAAAAGACGAAAAGAAAUAUACGAGAAUAGGUGCUGUGGGGUAUUGCUUUGGAGGCUCAACGCUUGUGCGAUUGGCUUCAAAGGAUCUUAUAAAUUCUGCCGUCGUCGUUCAUCCGGGUAGGAUCACCACGACGGAAAUAGCAGCAAUGAAAAUUCCUACUUCAUGGCAGUGCGCUGAAGAGGACAUGGCGUUUGGACCGAAGCUGCGCAAUGAGGCCGAGGCAAUUUUCGCUGCUCGGAAGGAUAAGCCUGAAUUCAUUGAUUAUGAGUUCCACGAUUAUAAAGGUACGGUGCAUGGAUUCGGUGCACGUCCAAACUUUGCCAUUCCAGAGGCCAAGGAAGGCUUUGAAAAGCAAUUUGAGGCAACUGUCCAAUGGUUCAAAAAGACUCUUUGA